This is a messenger RNA of Psammomys obesus (fat sand rat), 2052 nucleotides long. RefSeq names its product coiled-coil domain containing 178 (gene Ccdc178). The transcript is spliced from 15 exons. The record is from RefSeq and is a predicted model, not a curated record. Lineage: Eukaryota; Metazoa; Chordata; Mammalia; Rodentia; Muridae. The coding region runs from base 1 to 2052 and encodes 683 amino acids.
AUGUCCUUAACAUUACACUGUGCUGUUCUGUACUUAUCCCUGACCUCUCCCACGGACUACCACCCAUCAGAAGUGAACAGAAUCAUCUUCCUCAGCUACCCGAGUCGACGGCACAGCUGUUCUUUGGUUAACAUACCUACACCAUGCAUCACCAAAAUAAUUUCCCACAUUGAAGAUGUGGAAUCCAAAAUACAGGAGCAUUUGAAACAGUUUGAAACUUCUUUUGAAGAAUGGACUUCUGCCAUGAAAGAUGAACUGGAAGAUGUGGGUGUGUCCACUCCAGAGAAAGAAGGCCGCUCUGAAAAAGCACGGGAUGAGAAGUGUCCAGAGUUGAAGAAGAAAAUGGAGAUAUUGCUGGCAGAGGCCAUCUACCUCAUUAAAAGUCUGGAAACUGACAGGGCUGAAGCGGAACAAGCAUUACUACAACAAAAAUCAAGAAAGAAAAGGAUUAGCACAAAAAUUGACUCUUGGUCCCUUUGGAAACUUCAGGAACUCCCCAUAGCUGUGCAGAAAGAACAUGAGAGCUAUUUCAAAGAUAUUUCAGAGCUGAACAUCCAUCUGGAAGACACAUUUAAAACUUUGAGGCAUUUGGAGCAGGAGAAGGAAAAGCUGGAAAAAGCCAAUGCCAAGAUCCAGAAAGAUGUAGACUACAUGAGUCAGCAAGGCCCUCUGCUGGAGCUAAAGAGGAAGGUGGAGUUAGACGCUCUAAGAAAAUGUUAUAGUGAAAAGUUUGAGUUGCUAAGUAUACAGAGAAAAACGGAGUGUGAGGGAGAAAUCGAAGCAUUAGUGCAAAUGAAGGCCCAAAAUCAUUCUUACCUCAAACAGCUCUACAAGAAGGCUUAUAAAAUUGGGGCUCUUUACCAAGCAGCUAGGGACAAAACAGACGCUAUGGAAGAUCAAAUAUCAGAAGUGAGAAGAAAAUUCAAGGUUAGAGAGGAAUCCCUGAAGAAGCGUACACGAGCUGAAAUAAGUAAGGGGAUAGAGGUUCAGAAAGAACUGUUUUCCACUGAAGAAUAUCAGUUCAACGAGGUGCAGGAGUUUUUGAAAAAGAAAGCACUGUAUAUUUUGGCUUUGUCAGAAGUAGAAAUUCCGCUGCGAGACAUAGAAACAGAACUUGUGAGGCUCAAAGACGUCCACCAACAUCACUCCGAUGCACUUGAGCAGAUAUAUGAGAGGAGACUCACCGUUAAACGGAGAGUAGAGGCAACAAAGAAAAAAUUAUUAAGAAAAAGGAGACAUAGCCGUAAGGAACUCACUAAAACUGAGGGGAGAGUUUCAAUAAUACAUCAAAAAAUAGAGUCAAAUAAAAUCAAAACAAUUGUCUUCAAUACAAAAUGCAAGGAACUGGAAAAGCAGAUAAACCUUAUGGAAGUGGAAAAAAAUCAUUUUGAAGAUAAACUUGAAAAGUUAAAGGAUGAGUUCAUAAAGCUGAGAUUUGACAGGGAGCACGUGCAGGCUGUGCAAAACAUUCUCCUGGAGGAGAAGGAGAUGUGUCAAGCAAGAGUCUUUGAGGAGAACAAGAAGUUCCAGAAGAUCUUUGAAAUGAGGCAGAGCACGCUGAACACCAUCUGGAAACUUCAAGAAGAAUCCCUGGAAGAAAACAUGCGUUUAGCCUCAGAGUAUCAAGCCCUGCAGAUGAUGGUCUUAGAGGAAAAAGACAUUUACCUCAACAGAUACGACAGACUGCUCUCACUCAAUGAUUCAGUUUGUGUGAAGAAAAAGAACUGUCUGCUGCACAAGAAGAAGGACAGGGAUUGGGAAACGUACCUCCAAAUGUUGAUCCGAUAUUACAAGAGGAAGGUGGCCAACAUGCAGUGUAACUCCCAGGACAGCAUUCAGAAAAUACUAACUGUGCAGCAUCUAAAGACUGCAGUACAAGGUUACCAUAUGUUCUGUUGCUCUCUAAAAGCCGGCAACAGGAGCAAAGUACAGGAAAGAUUAGCAGGCAGCUUUGGACCCAAUAGGAAUAUAUUUCCUAUCAAGCUUUUAGUCAACCAGGCAGACACAUUUUGGUGUAAAAGAAAAGAUGUUGAAUACUCUUACUGGGCAUGA